This is a messenger RNA of Salarias fasciatus (jewelled blenny), 1756 nucleotides long. RefSeq names its product inositol-tetrakisphosphate 1-kinase a (gene itpk1a). The record is from RefSeq and is a predicted model, not a curated record. The transcript is spliced from 11 exons. Gene Ontology annotation, molecular function: ATP binding; magnesium ion binding; inositol-3,4,5,6-tetrakisphosphate 1-kinase activity. NCBI's taxonomy places the organism in Eukaryota, Metazoa, Chordata, Actinopteri, Blenniiformes, Blenniidae. Bases 261 to 1418 code for a protein of 385 amino acids. Gene Ontology annotation, biological process: inositol trisphosphate metabolic process. Gene Ontology annotation, cellular component: cytoplasm.
CUCCGUGCAGGCAGUCAGUCAGUCAGUCCAGCUCGGAGUGUGAGGGGGGAAACCAGCAGGAACAUCUCAGCUCUGCCUGUCAUCUGUCACCCUCUCCCCGUCUCCGUUUCUGCCCCGCACCGACCCCAGGAUGGGAAACUACCCGAGCUAGUCUCCGAGGAGGACGCGAACUGAAGAGGGAGGAACUGUGCUAAAACUACCAGGUGGAGCCUCCAGUCCCAGCUCUCGAACCUCCAGCCAGGCAGAGGGGCACGGUGGAGAUGCAGACCUUCCUGAAGGGCCGGAGAGUCGGCUACUGGCUCAGCGAGAAGAAGAUGAAGAAGCUGAAUUUCCAGGCCUUUGCUGAUCUGUGCAGAAAAAGAGGAAUAGAAGUAGUUCAGCUGGACCUGAGCCAGCCUCUGGAGGACCAGGGCCCGCUGGACGUCAUCAUCCACAAGCUGACCGACCUCAUCCUGGAGGCCGACCAGAACGACUCGCAGGCCGUGCUGCUGGUGCAGAGAGUACAGGACUACAUCGACGCCCACCCCGAGACGAUAGUCCUGGACCCUCUUCCUGCCAUCCGGACCCUGCUGGACCGCUGCAAGUCCUACCAGCUCAUCCACAGAAUAGAGAGCUGUAUGCAAGAUGAGAGGAUCUGCUCUCCUCCCUUCAUGGUCCUGAACACAGACUGCUCUCCAGACGUUCUGGAGCAGAUCAGGAGGCAAGGACUCACAUUCCCCUUCAUUUGCAAAACGCGAGUGGCUCACGGCACCAACUCCCACGAGAUGUCCAUUAUCUUCAGUGAAGAGGACCUGAAGGACAUGAGGCCCCCCUGCGUCAUCCAGAGCUUCAUCAACCACAACGCCGUGCUCUACAAGGUGUUCGUGGUGGGGGACUCCUACACCGUGGUGGAGCGGCCCUCCCUCAAGAACUUCCCCGCCGGGCCUGCAGACAGGAAAUCCAUUUUCUUCAACAGCCACAACGUUUCCAAACCCGAGUCCUCCUCAGAUUUGACCUCGAGGGAGAACGUAGAGGGCGUGUCUCAGCCGCCCAGCGAGGACGUCAUCAGAGAGCUGUCCAGGCUGCUGCGGCGGGAGCUGAACGUGUCGCUGUUCGGCAUCGACGUCAUCAUCAACAACCAGACGGGGCAGCACGCCGUCAUCGACAUCAACGCGUUCCCCGGUUACGAGGGCGUCCCGGAGUUCUUCAACCACCUCCUGAACCACAUCAGCAGCGUGCUGCAGAGCCACGGCGCCGACCCGGCGCCCGGCGGCGAGCAGCCCACCAAGGGCGUGCCGGCGAGCGCCACGGUACCGGGCAGCGCCGGCUGCAGCAUGCGGGGGAAGGAGCUGCAGAGACUGGGCUGCAACCCGGCCAUGUCCCCCAACUUCCAGCAGCACUGUGUCUCCACGAUAGCCACCAAGGCGUCCUCCCAGUGACUGGCCCCGCCCCCAGAGCCCCUCCCCCACGCCGUUUGAUCCCCGAACAAAAAAGAAAAAAAAAAAACAACAAAAAUGGAUGACAAUAAUAAAUAAUAAUAAUCAUAGUAAUUAUGAUGUUAAUGAUAAUAUAUCUAAUCAGAAACGAGCCUUUUCCUCUGUAGUUGUUGGAAGCGGCGGUGAUCGGGUGUGAGCUUCUCUUCUCUCGGCCUUCGGUGUUUUGGGUUUGGUCUCCUGAGACUUUAACAGUACUGUAAUGUGAACCUUUGGGAACUUUCUGCCUAAUCGCUGAUUUGAUUUCUCUCCGGUGUGAGGCUGAACGGGUCCAGACGAGGCAG